Ananas comosus (pineapple) is the source of this 1162-nucleotide messenger RNA. RefSeq names its product lipid phosphate phosphatase 2-like. Gene Ontology annotation, molecular function: phosphatidate phosphatase activity. Gene Ontology annotation, biological process: phospholipid metabolic process. The transcript has 7 exons. Lineage: Eukaryota; Viridiplantae; Streptophyta; Magnoliopsida; Poales; Bromeliaceae. The record is from RefSeq and is a predicted model, not a curated record. The annotation marks the transcript as partial.
CUUGCUAUAACAGAUGGACUAUUAAAUAUAAUAGAGCCUUUUCACCGUUUUGUCGGAAAAGACAUGAUGACCGACCUGAGAUACCCGAUGAAGAGCAAUACAGUGCCAUUUUGGGCUGUUCCGAUCAUUGGAAUUGUGUUACCCAUUGUUAUUAUUGUUGCAAUUUACUUCAAGAAGAGGAAUGUAUAUGAUUUGCAUCACGCUAUACUCGGCCUUCUGUUUUCUGUUCUUAUAACCGCGGUCAUAACAGACGCAAUCAAGGAUGGUGUUGGUCGUCCACGACCAGAUUUCUUUUGGCGAUGUUUCCCUGACGGGAAGGAUGAGUAUGACAAUGUCACUACCAGUGUUAUAUGUCAUGGGGAGAAGAGUGUUAUCAGGGAAGGUCACAAGAGUUUUCCCAGUGGACAUUCUUCAUGGUCUUUUGCUGGUCUAGGCUUCCUUUCAUGGUACCUAGCUGGGAAAAUCAUGGCCUUUGAUCGAAAAGGGCACGUCGCAAAACUCUGUAUUGUGUUUCUACCUCUGCUUGUUGCAUCUCUUGUCGCGGUUUCUCGAGUGGACGACUACUGGCACCAUUGGCAGGAUGUAUUUACUGGAGGUCUUCUAGGGCUUGUAGUUGCUUCAUUCUGUUAUCUGCAGUUCUUCGCAUCUCCUUUUGAUGUUGACAGUUUCUGGCCUCACGCCUAUUUUCAGCAACUUGCAGAAACUCGUAACGACAGCGAGCUCUCCGUCAUCACAAACCCCAACAAUAGGAGGCCUUCACAGUCCGAAGUCGUUUACGAUUCACCUGAACCUCACAUCGGGAUCGCCAUGAGAGACACGAGCCCGAUUCUAGACGCCAGCGAAGCCGGCAGGAGGCAAUGACUACAUGCUGCAAAUGAAGUCUACACUUGUAAACCAACACAAGCUUCCCGGAUACGAACACCGACUUUCUGCUUCUCCGUUAUCGUACUCGAUUCGCGUGGUUUCUUGCUAUGUAAUUUUUGUUAGUUUCAUUUGUAAUAUUUUUCGUAGUAGCGGUUGGUUUGCGAUAUCUGGGCCUUCGAUAGUUAUUAGGACAACAAUUGUUGUUGUUGCUGUAGUUGGUGAGAUUGUGAAGCAGAUAAAGAUUGUGGAUAUUUGUUGUGUUCAUAGUAAAAGGUUUGGGUUCUCUUUUUGUGGUUGA